Molecule: messenger RNA, 5102 nt
Organism: Vollenhovia emeryi
Lineage: Eukaryota; Metazoa; Arthropoda; Insecta; Hymenoptera; Formicidae
Product: S1 RNA-binding domain-containing protein 1
Exons: 5
Coding region: 610-3282 (890 amino acids)
Biological process (GO): nucleobase-containing compound metabolic process; translation
Molecular function (GO): structural constituent of ribosome; mRNA binding
Source: RefSeq, a predicted model, not a curated record
CUAGCAAUUUUGUACGUUGGAUUUUAUCUCGACACGCUUAUUUUGUCAUCCCUGCUGUACUAUUUGUCUAAGCUACUUUCUGUUCUUCGCGUCUGACGAAUCGGAAGACGAAAUGCAGUGCUCGCUGCUGCAUAACAGCCUUCCGCAUUUCUUCCUCGCGUCCGCGAACGAGUGCGCGCAAGCUCGCCAAGAUGGCGGGACCGUCUUGGAAGCGGAAAUUUGUUUGAACGUCGGCCUUCGACAGUGGUGUUUACAGCUGCUUCCAGUCGCGUUGCGACAGGUUAGGAUCGCGCCGUCCGGCUGACGUUGGCGCGUGAGUCAAAUUUUGGUUCGAGGUAUUCAGAAACUUUAUGUCAGAGCGCACCAGCGAAGGCUUGGAAUACAUGAAAAGUAAAAUUUUCAGAGAAUUGAACGUUUAUAUAUUUUUUACUGAUUGCCAUUGAGAUUCCGAAUGGCACAAUUGCUGUACGGCCGUCCACGUACUUGUCGCGAAACGUCCUACUGCUAAAACACAGUAGUUGUACUAAGGAACGAACGAGAUACCUGCCCUAUAUGCACUUGUGCGAAGACUGAUUCGUUAAUUCGACAGAUGAAAGAACGAGAGAAACAAUGAAGAGAAAUUUGCGAAAUAGGCAAGGUCCGUCGAUAAUUGAAUUGUCCGAUUCCGACGAUGAUGACUGUAAGACUAAGCAACUCAAAGAUGAGGACUACGUUGUGGAAGACAGCAAGAGGAAACAGAAAAUUACGGCGAGCAAGGCAGAGCCGAGGAAGAAGAGAGCGAAGAGAGAAACGCAGAGCAAGACUGUUAAAUCCGUUAAGAGAAAGACUAGCGAGGCAGACUCGGAGACAUUCGGGAACAAAAAAGCGAAGCUACAAGGAUCGUCGUGCACCGAGCCUGCCGACGUAGAGCCGCAGCGAAACUGGGAUGAUUUAACGAGAGCUCGUGCGAAGGAAGACACGAAGAUCCAAGAGAAACUAAGCUGCAGCCUCUCGCAGUCCACGGAAUGGACCGACGUCGACUACAUAAGCGAGAUCAACAACGUGGAUACACGCAUCGUGGAGAAUGUGGUGAGGCUUUUCAAGCAGGACAACACUAUACCGUUUAUCGCGCGAUAUCGGAAGAACAUGACUGGCUCCAUGGAGCCGGACAAGCUGAGAGCGCUGCUGGACAGUUUCGAGCAGGCGAAGGCCAUCAAGCUGCGCGCCGCGGCGAUUAUCAAGAGCAUCGACAAAGCGGAGAAAUGGUCGCCGGAGAUUCACACAGCCGUCACGUCCGCGAGAUCCCUCGCCGAUCUCGAGCACAUUUAUUCCUUGUACAAGCCGGGGUCCAAGCGACUACUGGCGGAGAAAGCCCGAGAACUGGGCCUGGGAGCUGUCGGCGAGGCUGUCUUACGGGGACAGGACGUACCGCCGUUGGCGUCCCUGGUGGACCAAGAAAGGGAGGGUUUGCGAAACGAGGAGGAGGUGAAGAGCGGCGUCGUGCACGUAAUUGCGGACGUCAUCAGCAAGGACAGGAAGGUUUUCGACAAGGUUACGUCCCUCCGGAGAGAGUCAGUCAUAGAGAUACAAACGACGCGGUGCAAAACCACGGAGAGCUCCAAGAACACGAACGAUCAGAAGUACGAGCAGUACUUCAAUUUCAAGUUGAGCGUGAACGCGAUCAAGCCGCACCACACACUCGCCAUCAACCGGGCCGAGUCGCAGAAGAUCAUCAGCGUCAAGGUCUCCGUCCCCGACGCCUUCGAGCGCGCGUUCAAGAAGUAUUGCCUAUCGCGAUACGCGCCUCAGCGAGAGCAGGGGCAGCACUACGCGAAGACGCUCUACUUGCUCAACGACGGGAUCGAUCACGCAUACAAAAAGCUGAUCAAGCCUCAGAUGACGCGUCGCGUGAGGAGCGAGAUGAAGGAGAGCGCGGAGAAGGCGUCCAUAGAAGUUUUCGCGACUAACGUCAAGCAGCUGCUGCUCACUCCGCCCGUGCGGGGUAAGAUCGUCCUCGGCGUGGACCCGGGUUACCGUCACGGAUGCAAGCUCGCCGUCGUGUCGGAGCAAGGCGACGUUCUCGAGACCGGCGUGAUGUACCCUCACAACCACUCGUCGGCGUUCAAAGACGCGGCCAACGUGUUGGCGAGAUUGGUGGACAGACACGGGUGCACGAUAAUAGCGCUAGGCAACGCCACGGCGUGCAGGGAGACCGAGUUGUUUCUGACCAAGGUAAUAGGAUCGAUGCUCGGCUCGCUGAUGUACACUAUCGUCGACGAGUGCGGGGCCUCGAUUUACAGCUGCAGCCCGCAAGCCAAGUCCGAGUUCCCGGAUCUCGAUCCGAACCUGGUGUCGGCUGUCUCGAUCGCGAGACGCCUGCAGAACCCGCUAGCGGAGUUAGUUAAGAUAGAGCCCAAGCAUUUGGGAGUCGGGAUGUAUCAGCACGAUCUCCCGGAGGCAAAGCUGACCAAGACGCUAUCCGAAGUUGUCACGGAGGUGGUGAGUUUCGUCGGAGUUGAUAUCAAUACCGCGUCCCAUUAUCUUCUACAGCGAGUGGCCGGCCUCACGCUGUCUAGGUCUACGAAUAUCAUCGAGUGGCGAACGAAAAAUGGACCUUUCAGAAACAGAGAGCAGCUGCUGAGCGUCAAGGGUAUCGGCAGCAAAACGUACGAGCAGUGCGCAGGAUUCAUAAGAAUUCUGCCGGAGACGGCAACGGUUAGCGAAGCCGCGUCGGAACGAACGGGCAAGAAAUCGAAGAACGGCUUUAAUCCCCUGGAUCAGACGUGGAUCCAUCCGGAGUCGUACGCGAUAGCGAAUCGAUUCGUGAAACACUGCCAAUGCGAACUGAGCGACAUCGGUACUCCGGUGUUCAUCGAGAGGAUAAAUUCUCACGCGCGAGCCGGAUGUGGAGCGCUGGCAGCGCAAUUCGGCACCGACGAGACUACGAUGGAGACAAUAAUCAAAGCACUGACCAUGCAGAGGGACGAGGAUAUACGGUCGAAAUUGAGCCAGCCGCUGUUCCGCAACAGCGUGCGACGUAUCGAGGAUUUGACCGCCGGUACCGUAUUGAGCGGCGUCGUGCGGAACGUCACGCAUUUUGGUGCAUUUGUAGACGUGGGCGUUGGUAAGGAGGGACUGAUACACGUCACCCGUAUGAAAAAGGAUCUACAUAUAGGCCAGCGUGUGGAAGUGAAGUGUUCUUCCACCGGAGCAUCAUAUUCGAUGGGUUUGGCGGUUGGAAUACUCCCCGGAGAUCCCUUUCAUCGCUGGGGAAACGAGGAGAUCAGAUGCAUCAUAAAGUAGAGAAAAUGCUGUUGGAGACGCGAGCAUAAAGUAGCGUUAUUACUCAGGCGGCGCAAACAUCCAAGAGACGCUGCGAAGAAGUUUAUAAAAACGUCUUCGACGCAUCUUGCGCGGGAAAGAUCGACGAGGAUAAUUUAAUUAAGUACAGCGACUUAAUUAAGCAUAUCGCUACCUGCAGGUAAAACGUUCUUUACUUUCUUAGAUAUAUUUUAUGUUGCGCGAUACAUUUAGAUUUUCUAACUUGCAUCUACGUGGAAUCGGUCCUUCUUAAGCCCAAAACAGGGAGAUGCCUGAAAAAUAUCUUCUAAACACCUUUGUGAUAUCGCGUUUGCAUUGCCCGAAGGCAUACCGUAGUAAACGAUUCGAUCUAGCGAGAGAAAAUAAAACAGCUCGUCGCGGGAAUAAGACUUCUAGAUUUAUAAAUACGGUAAUACGAGCAAAUCUGUUUCCUCGAUUUAAAAGGAUAUGCUUUAUCUCCCAUUUUACAGCACGGUUUCUACUCCUUCGCAAACGCUUUGAAUAAAAUAAUAGUUUUGAUGAAUAAUACUAGAACUUAAAAUCUAAGUAUUGAAAUGUACAAUGAACUCUCGAUUCACACGGUACUCCUCCAUUUAAGUACCUGUGCCGAUUAAUGAACUAGAGUUCGAGUGAGGUAUCGUAAAAUUUUCUUCGAGAUAGAUUUUUGCGUGCGUCUUAUUUUUACGCCGUGAACGGCGUAAAAAAACGUGCGACGGGCAACUCGGUAAAAAAAUAUGAUAAAAGCGCCGUAUUAACGAGCAUAUGAAGUGCUCGAUCCGUGGAAACUCCCGAUAUAUUGGUUUAAGUUCCUAAACCGCUACACGACCACGGAGUUGCUAAUUAAUCUCUACGUUCUGUGCUCGACCCAGUUACGAUAGUCAGCUACUCAGCGGCGAUCAUGCUAUAACCUUCUGGCCCACUUUCGACAAUGUAUAAAAAGCGGGGAUUACUCUCCCAUAUUAAAUGCGCAUCUCGCGGUGAGAGCGAGAAGGAGAAGAACGGAGAGAGGAAGACAGAGAGAGAGAGAGGGUCCGCAUCCUGGGAUUCUUACCACAUCGAGGACGGAAAGAAGCGAGUGAAAAGCGGGUUUCGCAAGAUUAUUGUUAGAUGCUAGUCAGUGGUGGAUUAUCCACCGGGCGCACGUCUUAAAACCUUCAACGUCUAUAGAGAGCUGGACAACUGAGCCGCUAGAAAAUCGUAAUUGCAAAAAAGAUAAAUCGUCGUCGAUUUUGAGAUACUUCGGGGCGAAUAAUUUAACUCUUCUACAACCGCCGGGACAUUUAAGUUCCGCCUUACAGUUUACGCCUCUCCGGUUCCUUGAGACGCCGGCGUGCCAUUUAAAGAUUAAUAAUAAACGACGAAUAAUUCGAUCGCGAAAGGAUUAAAGGGAAGGAGCCCAGGAGGUCCACGAGGAGUUGCGACGCUCGUAAAAAUACAUAGAAAGUGUCGAAUUAAUACAGAAUCGCAAAUUGACAGACCGAUUACCGAGUAAUUCGCUUUAUUUGUGGAAGCGAUCUCUAUGCAAAUGAGCGAUGUAUCACGAUGGACAAUUGAGUUUGCGAUAUUUGCCUGUCUUAUCAAUGUUUUGGCGCGCUAUCAAUCUCAAUCGCCUCGUGUCGGCGAACGUAUCAUCGUGCGGCCCGACUUCCACGAACCAAGUGAAUUGCCCGUAAUUCCCCUGUCAAUUUGAUUUGCGAAUCUAUAUCUACAUCUUAAACGGACGGACUAUAUUCCGUCUAUCUUUAUACGUAUCGUACACUCCUCUACUCUAGGAAAAAAGACAGUCAGCAACCCAUUUUGGG